ACUUUUCUGUGGCUACAUAUAUAUAUGCAAAAGACAAAAGAUAACCCAGUUAAAUAGUACUAUUUUGUGUCAAUCUCCUCAUCGAUCUCAUUUUGUCUCUGAUUAGAGCUUCAAAAUGGAUACCGGUGAAGGUAAGUCAGCACAAGCACCAAACAUCAAUGCUCCACCCACUGGACAAUGGACUACUGGUUUAUUUGAUUGCUUUGACGACACUGGAAUUUGCUGUUCUACCUGGCUCUGUCCACAUUCCAUUUUUGGUCCCAAUGCGGAAAUUAUAGACCAAGGAAGAACAUCUUCUAGAUCUGCAACUUACAUAUUUUGUGGCCUUAGCUUGGUUGGGUGGGCAUUCUUAUAUUCAUUCAAAUUCAGAAGCAAGCUAAGAGCCCUCUACAACUUACCAGAAGAACCAUGCGGAGAUCUUUGCGUUCACUACUGUUGUUUAGUGUUUGCUAUUAGCCAAGAGCGACGAGAACUUAAAAACCGUGGAUUGGACACCUCAGUAGGUUGGAAGGGAAACGAAUUCGCAAUGAGAAAAGCUAACCUAGUACCUCCACCAGUUGUGCCCGCCAUGACUCGCUAGAAUUUCUCAUGUCAACGAUACAAUUUGGAGUAGACUUGCUGUUAUAUACAAUCUGGUGCUAUAAGUUAGGAGUUUAACUUUCUUAGUUUUUAAUAUCUAGUAUCAGUUGCUUUAUAAUUUCCUGUUGUUGAGUAUGUAGCCACUUUGAAUUCAAUAAAGAAGCAUCAGUUUGCAAGUUACAUAUAUA
This is a messenger RNA of Glycine soja, 767 nucleotides long. RefSeq names its product protein PLANT CADMIUM RESISTANCE 9-like. The transcript has 4 exons. The coding region runs from base 116 to 580 and encodes 154 amino acids. The record is from RefSeq and is a predicted model, not a curated record. Lineage: Eukaryota; Viridiplantae; Streptophyta; Magnoliopsida; Fabales; Fabaceae.